Molecule: messenger RNA, 4398 nt
Organism: Prorocentrum cordatum
Lineage: Eukaryota; Dinophyceae; Prorocentrales; Prorocentraceae
Source: the annotation of a GenBank genome assembly
GGCUUGCAGGUGCUGCGGUGGGGCCAGCGGCUGCCCGCGCUGCAGCGCCGGCCGCUGGCGCGCCCUUGGAUCGGCGGGCCCGCGCUGGUCUGGGGGGCCUUCGCGCGCGGGAUGAGUUGGGAGAUCCCGACGCAGGACCAGGCGAUGAGCGUCGACGGCACGGCGGUGUUGGAGGUCGAGGAGACGGGGGCGCCUGGCGCAGACGGGCCGCACCUAGCCGCGCAGUUCUGCGGGGCCUCAGUGCCGGCGCGGGCCCUGGAGCUGGACGCGGACUUACCGCCGCCAGGUGCCGGGCUGCCGGGCCUGCUGCACCUUUGCAGCCUCGGCGCGGCGCAGUGCACUGCGCCCGCCGUGGCGGGCCGAGGCGAGCGGCACGUGGUCUCGCUGCGCUUCCGCUCGGCCCGCAGCCCGGUCGAGCCGGGGGUCCGAGCGAGCGCGUUGCCCGCGGCCGGCUGCGGGGGCGCCGCUCACGGAGGCGCGGCCGCCGCCCCCGGGCGACUGGCGGGCGCUGCCGCCAGGCACGCUGCGGCGGCGGCCAGCGCGGCGGAGCUCGUCGGGUCGCGCGGCGGCCGCAGCGCCAUCCUGCGCUGGCCGAUCGGGCUGCGGGAGGGGGCGCCCGGGCUGCGGGCGCGCCCGAAGGUUCGCGGCCACCUGCAGGCGACCAUCUUCGGCCACCGCCCGAUCCACGGGGUCGGCGAACGGACGGCGCGCGCGCUGCAGACGCUGGCGACCGCGCCGGGCCCGCUGGAGCUGGGGAGCCUGGCCUCGGCGGCGGACACCCUGAUGCGGCGGGCCAAAGCGCUGGAGGUCUACCUCGACAACGGCAACUGGAACAUCGCGAGCGAGCUGGAGGUGCACGAGGGCAGCCGCCCCACGCCGGCGUCGCGGAGCGAGCAGGAGACGGCGAGGCGCGCGGUAACGCUCAGGCGGCGACUGGAGGAGGCGAAAGCGCGCGUCGCCUGCGCCGCUGGCCCGCGGGGCGGUCGCCGGCGGGCUCGCCGGCAGCCGAGCGGCUUCCCGAGGGCCGCGGUCGCGGAGCAGGCCGCGGCGGCAGGAGCGGCAGUUGGUCCGCUUUGCAGACGCGCGGCCGCGGCGGACGCACGUCCAGCCCGGCUCGGGCGCCCAGCCCGGCCGCGAGCGGAGCUUCAGCUGGGGCCGCAGCCGGGGCGCCCGCCGCCUUCGCCGCAGCGCCCUCCGGGCCUGCAGAGCGGGCGCCCUCGCCGGGACAGGCGCGCGAUGCUGAACCUGGAGCCGGACGCGCAGGCGGUCGACUGGGGGCGGCCAGCCACGGACGCGGCGCCGAAGGGGGGCGGCAGCGGCAAGGGCAGGGAAGCGGGCGCGAGCGCGGGCUCUACGAGCUCUGCAGCGGCGGCCGCCGACCGCCCGCGCCUGGCCGGGGCCCCCGCAGGCUCGCUGGAAGACGCUGAUGGCAUCGCAGGUGGCAACGAGCGCCGGCACGCCGCAAACGAGCCCGACGAGAAGCCAGCCUCGCACUACGACGACUGGCGGAAGCUGGUCGGAGCGGCCCACGGCGUCUUCCGCCGGCCGCUGGACGCCGGGCCGAUCUUGAAGCAGCUGAUGCGCGCCUUUCUUGGGUCGCUCGGGCAGCGCAUGAAGGAAUUUCAGCACUGCGAGCAGAGGAACGAACUGGACCCGCGCGACCUGGAGGCGCUGCAGGCCAGGCUGAUGGCAACGGUCGCGGCGUUGAACUGGGAGACGGGCCGCAGGCGCAGGCGGCGCAAGCGGUGCUGCGCGGCUCGGCCGAACGCGGCGCAGUGGUCGGCGCUGCAGGGGCUCGCGAGGCGGAUCUACACCGCCCUCAGCCCCGAGCCCGUGCUCGCCGACGACAUCGACUGGAUAAAGGACAGGCAGAUCGCCCACAACGGGUCGGAGGUGUCGACCCCGCUCCUCCUCACCUUGGAGCAGCGGAGGCGCGCCGCCACGAGCACGCGCGACCGGGCCUCCGAGGGCGAGUGGCACAUCAUUGUCGGCGCGCUGUACGAGCGCGGGAUGGCCGGCCCGAUCGACGAGGCGGCCACCGCCACCCGCAACGGGCAGAUGCUGGUGAGCAGCGCCUUCGGAGUCGCCAGAGCACACGACCCCCCGAUCGCAUGCGAGGGCGGCGCGAGCAGACCAGCGCCGCGGUUGAUCAUCAAUUUCGCGCCGGCCAACGCGCGCCAGAGUUGCAUCGCCGGAGACGCGCCCGAGAUGCUGACCAUGGGGCAGCUGAACCAGCUGGCGCACGCGCCCAGCGGGACCCUGCCCUGGAGCGGGGCGAACAGGAAGGCCUUCUUCUACGUCUUCAGGGCGCCGCCGGCGCGGUGGCCCCACAUGGCGCCGGGCCCUUCGGCGCCGGCGCGGCUCGCGGGGAAUAUGCUGCGGCGCUCCAGCGCGGCGCCGCGCGGGCUGGCGCCCGGCACGGAAAUCGUGCGCAGGAGGCCACUGUCGUUCGGCUGUGAGGCGCCUUUACCCGCGGGUGGGUUCGUCUACAUCGACAACCUCGAGAUCGCGGAGGCCGUCUCGGCAGAGGAGGCCGAAGCGCUGAAGGGCAGUGCGCCGCCGCUGCUGAACCGGGCGCGCGAGCGCCACGAGGCGGCGGGCCCCCCGGGGUCGCCGGGCACGAACGCGCCCCGCUCCGCGCAGGCGGCGACCCUCGGCGAGCUGAUCGACGGCGUCGAGGGCACAAGGAGGCCCCCGCUGGGCUACGUCACCGAGCUCACGAGCCUGACCUUCUGGGCGCUCGGCAAGCGGCGGGCGAGCAGGCGGCUGAUGCCCCUGUUCGGGCGCUGGGCGCGGGCGCAGUGCUUCCGCCGCCCGCUCGCGGCCGCCCGCGUCAACGCGCGGCGGUGGCUGGCGGCGCCCCGCGCCGGCGGCUGGACGAACAUCGGCGCGGCAGAGGAUAGGAUGAUGGCGAUGGCGCUCUCGGUGCUGUCCGUGGCCGAGAUAGGGCUGGAGGUGGACAGCCUGGCCGCGGCCUCCGACGCGUCCGAAGCCGCGGGUGCCGCGGUGCACUGGAAGGGCCAGUCGCCGCGCGGCGAGCCGGUUGCCGCCCGCAGGGCGCGGCCGCCCAGCCCGGCGCGCGAGGGGGGCGCGGCGCUGAUCUCGGCCUUCGCGGGGAUCGACUGCGCCCGCGGGAUUUUUGAGAUCCCGGGCCUGGCGCCGGCGGCCCAUCUUUCAUUCGAGGUCGACGCCGACGCCGCCCGGAUCGCGCAGCGCGCCUACGGGAGCAUCGAGCACCUGGGCGAUAUCACGUCGCAACUCGCGGGCCACGCGAUGCGGAUCAUCGCAGGCCUGAAGCGUGAGAUGCCCGAGGCCGUCGUGGACUUCCUGGACGAGAACUUGUCGACGAUGGCAGAGGGCGGGGCGCCGCAGCUCAAUGCCACGUUCGGGCGCGCGCCGCUGGAGCUCAAGGACCUGCUGCCCUCGCUCGAGGCUGCCGACCUUUGUCCGCUGGACCCCGCGGAGUUCGCCGCGCCCCAGGCGAGCUCGGCGGCGAAGACUGCGCCCGCGAGGUUCGAGGCGCUGCGGCGGUCGCUCAUCGGGAACUUGUUCCAGCGCGAGGCGGACGCGCGGUUGCUGGCACAUUGGGCCGCGCAAGCCGAGCUGCAGAUGGCCGCGCCAACGCGGGCCGCCCUGCACGCCAGCUCGCGGAGCUGGGCCGGCGGCCGCAGGCGCUGGGCCGGUGACUUCCUGGCGCUGCGCGAGGGCCGCGAGGCGGUCUCGGAGGCGAUCCUCGCGGCAGCCAGGCGGAGCUCCGAGGGCGGCACCGCUGCCGCGGGGGCCGCCCAGCCAGGGCCGCCUCCGCGGCUCGGAGCGCUGAAGGCCGACGACCUCGAAGCGGGGGAACCCGUUCCCCGUGGGCCGGGGCGGCCGCCCGCCGACGCCGCGGCGCUGUACGUCAGCUGGCUGGCGCGGCAACUCGCGCUGCUGGACGCGCUGGAGGAGCCGCGCGGGCGGCGCCUGCUCUGCCACUGCCCGCCCGCGGCGCCGUGUCACGCGGACGUGCUGCGGGAGCAGCUGGCGCAGCGCGGGCCAGGCAGGUGGUGGCCCUUCAGCCCGCCGCAGCGCGCGGCGGCCGCGCUCGUGAUGAUGCGUCACCACUCUGGCGCUGACCUGCGAGUCGACGCCAACGUUGAGGCGCUCGGCAAGGUCUUCCCCCGGCAGGAAGUAAACGCCGAGCUCCGGCACUGCAAGACGGCAAGGCAGAUGGCGUGGCACGACCGAGACCCGCACAUCAGCGUUCCGAAGCGCGAGGCAUCGCUGAUGGCUUUGCGCUGGAGAGCCCAAGCGAUCGUCCGCCACGUGAAGGUAUACCUCCAUCUUCUCGGCAGCAUGUUCAGCAUCGGUGUUCUGAGUAAGCAUCGGUCCAGCAGCAGGCAGCCCAAGCUCCAGCAGUAA